CUAGGAUCAGUCAAGAUGAAAUCCGUUGCUGUGCUAUUGCUGCUGUCACUGAUGACAGUGGCUUUGGCUGCUGUGGCGCCUUCAGAUCGCCACUAUCAUCCUGUACCUAGUUUUUUGCAGCAAUCUAAUGCUGCCAGGGGCAAUUUAUUGGCUGGCAUGGGUGCCAAUAAAUACACUUUACCCCAUGAAGCUAAUGCUGAGUUUUGGCUAAAUUUAGCCCGUGAAGAGUUGGCCCAAAGAGUCAAUCAGAAGCCCAUGAAUUUGAAUAAGGCCAAGAAUAUCAUAUUCUUUUUGGGUGAUGGUAUGUCUUUGUCAACAGUGACGGCGGCCCGCAUACGCAAGGGUCAACUGAAGGGCAAUACGGGUGAAGAGGAUGCCCUGAGUUUUGAAAAGUUUCCCUAUUCGGGAUUGAGUAAGACCUACUGUGCCAAUGCUCAAGUACCCGAUUCAGCCUGUACUGCUACCGCUUACUUGUGCGGUGUUAAGACCAAUAUUGUCACCAUUGGUGUCAAUGCCAAGGUGAACUACAACAAUUGUUCAGAGAGUGAAGAUCCGACCAAUCAUGUCUCCUCCAUAGCCGCCUGGGCCCAAAAAGCUGGCAAAUCGACUGGCAUCAUAACCACCACCACUUUGUCCCAUGCCAGUCCCGCUGGUGCUUACGCCAACACCGCUAAUCGUUUCUGGGAAUGUGAUGCUGACAUACUGCCCUGGGGAGAUCACAACGAUCCUGCCCAAUGUACCGAUAUAGCCCAACAACUGAUAACCCAAGAGCCAGGACGUAAUUUUGAUCUGAUGAUGGGUGGUGGUAUGGGUAAAUUUUUACCCAAACACUUAAAAGAUCUGCAUGGCAACAUGGGAGAACGUUUGGAUGGCAGAAAUUUGUUGGCCACCUGGCAGGGUAUGCAUCCUGGUGGAGUGGUUGUGCAUAAUCGCAAUAGUCUCUUAAGUUUAGAUGUUGACAAAGUCUCCCAUAUCAUGGGUCUUUUCCAAUCCGGCUAUAUGGACUAUCAUGCCGUCUCCAACAAGCAAAAACAACCUACUUUAGCUGAAAUGACCGAAGUGGCCAUUAAAUUCUUGAGUAAAAAUGACAAUGGCUAUUUCGUGUUCAUAGAGGGUGCUCAAAUCGAUACGGCCAAUCAUGCCAAUUUGGCGGGCAUUAGUUUGGACGAAACUUUGGAAAUGGAAAAGGCAGUACAAAAAGCUCGUGACAUGACUGAUCCCAAUGAAACAUUAAUUGUGGUCACCGCAGAUCAUGCACAUCCGCUAAGUAUUGCCGGUUAUCCAGGCAGAGGUACCAACAUUUUGGGUGUUAAUCAACAUGACACCGAUAUUAAUGGCAAGAAAUAUACCACAUUAAAUUACGCUGCUGGUACCCAGCAGUAUUUGGAUGAACAUGGUGAACGUUUGGACAUUGAAAGUACUUUUGGUGAGGAUCUAUUGGCUCAAUAUCCCAGUUAUAUUCAUACGGAUCAGGGUGUACAUGCUGGUGAAGAUGUGGGCAUUUUCGCUUCGGGUCCCCAUGAGCAUUUGUUCCGUGGUGUAAUGGAACAACAUGCUAUACCUCAUAUGAUGGCUUAUGCCGCUUGUAUUGGUGAAGGACCCACCAUGUGUGAUAAUAAAGCUUAAAAAUUUAUUUUUAAAAAUUUUGUAAAUAAAAUAAAAUGUGACUUUAAUAUUUUGUAUGUAAGAA
Messenger RNA from Calliphora vicina (urban bluebottle blowfly), 1690 nucleotides. RefSeq names its product membrane-bound alkaline phosphatase-like. The transcript has 2 exons. The record is from RefSeq and is a predicted model, not a curated record. Gene Ontology annotation, molecular function: alkaline phosphatase activity. Bases 16 to 1626 code for a protein of 536 amino acids. Lineage: Eukaryota; Metazoa; Arthropoda; Insecta; Diptera; Calliphoridae. Gene Ontology annotation, biological process: dephosphorylation.